AUGUUUGAUCAAGAUCAAGGCCGGAAGGGUGAAAAGAAGGCGAAGAAGCCGCCAGCACAAGUCCGGCCGAGCUCAAGCAUCAUCCUUCUCUCGCCAACCAAUCAAGUAUUGCUCCUGCACCGAGUGCAGACGUCGAGCUCCUUCGCAUCGGCGCAUGUCUUCCCAGGCGGAAACCUGUCUUCAUUCCACGACGGUCCUCUACCUGCCGUUGAUACUCCAGCGCUGCAUGAAGAUGGCCCGGCGUAUCGACUUGCAGCUAUCCGGGAGACGUUUGAGGAGAGCGGCAUUCUCCUUGCCAAAAGGAUAGGCCAAACCCGGGACCAAGGCCUUCUGCAGAUCCCCGACGAUGUUAGAGAGACCGGCCGGAAGCUGGUCCAUGGGAACACGGUCAAGUUCACUGAAUGGCUGCGAAACCAGGGCGGCGAGCCCGACGUGGAUAACCUCCUCCCCUUCACCCGUUGGAUCACCCCGCACGGCCCGCCCAAGCGCUUCACCACCCAAAUGUACCUCUACAUGCUCCCGCUCAGCCUACCGCCCAGCAGCAACGACCUGCUACAGCACAAGCAGGCGCUAAUCCCCACGCCGACGCACGACGGCGGGCUCGAGCACACGGCCGCAGCCUUCGACAGCACACACACCUGGCUGGCGCGGGCGCGGGCAGGCGAAAUCAUCCUCUUCCCGCCGCAGUACUACCUGCUGCAGCUCAUCGCGGGCUUCAUGCACCCGCCCUCACCACCAUCCUCACCCUCCCCCAAAAAGGACACGGAACCCACCCCGGCAUCAGCAGAGGACUACCACGCCCAGCGCACCGCCCUGCUCGCCUUCCUGCACCGCACGCCCACAUCAUCCCCAUCCCUCAUGGACGACGACGCCACGGACGACGGCAACGACGCGCGCACCAGCACCAGCACUAUCCCGUGGUCGGACAAGGUCAUGAGCCCGUCGAUGCUGUUCGUGCGGCGGCGCGACGGCCGCGUGGUGCUGGGGCUGGACAAGCCGGGGCCGGAGCUGCGCGGCAGCGGGCGCGGCGGGGACGCGGAGCGCGUCGUGCUGGUGCGCUUUGUGGGCGGCGGGCCGAGGGAGGUGGAGGUUAGGGGGCGGGAGGAGGUGGUUAGGGAGGAGAGGGUUGAGGAUGGGGAGGAGGGGGAGGAGGAUGGUGGGGGGGAGGGGACGGGGUCGAAGUUGUGA
This is a messenger RNA of Chaetomium fimeti, 1188 nucleotides long. RefSeq lists its product as uncharacterized. NCBI's taxonomy places the organism in Eukaryota, Fungi, Ascomycota, Sordariomycetes, Sordariales, Chaetomiaceae. The coding region runs from base 1 to 1188 and encodes 395 amino acids. The record is from RefSeq and is a predicted model, not a curated record. Gene Ontology annotation, cellular component: mitochondrion. The transcript is spliced from 3 exons. Gene Ontology annotation, molecular function: hydrolase activity, acting on acid anhydrides, in phosphorus-containing anhydrides.